AUGCUUUCCGCAUCAGCACAAGGUCGCAUGCUCUCGCAAACGCCAGCCGUCGCGUUCGCGAACGCGACGAGCUCGACUUCGUAUCCGCCGAGCAGACUCGCUCGCACGUCCGCGAUGUGGUCUCAACGCCCUUCAGCAGUGAUCUCUCCAGGAGCCUCUCCUCUGGGAGUGCGGGCCUUCGAUUGCUCGUACUCGCUGCCGGUUCCCAUGCACGCGCUCGCGGACCGCGGUGCUCGUUCCAAGCUACGGGGCCUCGCGACAAACUCGUACCCUACCGCGCAAACUUGCAGCGUCGAUAUGCACGUUCGAUAA
Molecule: messenger RNA, 312 nt
Organism: Trametes versicolor FP-101664 SS1
Lineage: Eukaryota; Fungi; Basidiomycota; Agaricomycetes; Polyporales; Polyporaceae
Exons: 2
Coding region: 1-312 (103 amino acids)
Source: RefSeq, a predicted model, not a curated record